AUGAAACAAGCUCCUCCAGCAUUGCUGCUUCCUCGGCUUUUGAAACUUAACGCUCUUCUUCGGAAAACGGUAUUUUCCAAAAAGUUCUACCUGGAGAUCUGCGCCAAAGUCUUAGACUCCUCGGCGAGCGUGGACCAGAACUUGUAUUUCAUAUGUUACUUUUCGCUUUUGGUGAGCUCUAUCUUGACCAAUAAGCGGCAGAUCCAGCAGUUUUUGCGCUCACAAACGGGUAAUUUAUUGGCGGUACUUGGGGUGGCCCAGCGCAAGGACGGAAAGGGGACGAUUUUGUCGAAGAAGGAAGAUCAUGAACCAGUCCGCGAGAAAGAAAUAGAAGAAGAGGAAGCAACCGAGGAAACAAUCGAGAAAGAUACUGCCGCAAAGGUCGCCGUACACUUGAACAAUAUUUCGUCGUAUAUUGCCGACGUGCGGAUCUUCAACCGUCUUACCGAUUCAAUCAAGUAUAUGCCAUGGAUUAUAGACGAGUUUUCGGCCUUGGUCGGCCCACUGCCGGUUCCCAAAUCAGACAGACUCAUCAAUUUGAUCCAGGCCCUCAACUGCCUCGUGCUUGAGCUUUUGGAAAACUUGGGCUGGUUAACAGACCACAACUGGAUCGGAACCAGCGACAACACCUGGUGGUGUAUCGAAGCGUACAUAUGGAGCUCGCGUGUUUGGGGAGCUUAUCUUGUAAUUGAAAUACUUGAGCUCUUGCGGCGAACUCCACGGGCAAAAUGGAAUUCUGCUUGGCGCAUCAAUUUGUUUAAGCAGGUGAUCCAACUUCCUUUGGUCGUGCAUUGGUCUUUGUAUGAUGGAUGCUUAUCCCCGUUUUGGGUCGGUUUAUGUGGCAGCGGUGCCUCCUGGUGGGGAUUCCGUGACAUGUGGCGUUCGCUUGAGUUGAAUUAA
Messenger RNA from Clavispora lusitaniae ATCC 42720, 900 nucleotides. It is a transcript of the gene CSO99, whose product is annotated as Cso99p. Lineage: Eukaryota; Fungi; Ascomycota; Pichiomycetes; Serinales; Metschnikowiaceae. The record is from RefSeq and is a predicted model, not a curated record.